GUGAGCAAUUUGUGCCGAGCUGUAGAUGUGAAAACAUCGCUUUCCCAUGAACAAGAUCCUUUCGUUACACCCAGUGAUCGACGACAAUCCGACUCCCAGGGAUCAACAUGCCCAGCAAUACUACGGUGGAGCUGUGGACGCUGUAUUUUUUCGGCGUCUUAAUCACCCUUCUUCGAACCUAUGCUAGAAUAUCCGCUGUUGGUUAUCGAGAGCUUCGCGCUGACGACUACCUGAUCUGGCUCGCUAUUCUCAUCUACACGGCGCAAACCACUCUUGGAUACCAUGUAGGAAUCGUUGCUCACGGUAUCGCGAACAACGGCAUGACGGAUACUCAACGGAGCACGCUCUCGCAAGACGAUCCAGAAUACGCGUGGAGAGUCAUCGGUUCCAAGAUCCAACUGGCGGGCUGGACAGUGGCAGCAUGCUUGCUCUGGACGCUCAAGCUGUGUGUGACAUUUUUCUACUUCCGGCUCACCAUCGCGCAGAAUGGCCUUGGGACAUACCAGAAGCGUAUACACAUCGCAAUGGUCCUCAUCGCGACUUCCUUUGUGGCCGUUGUCAUGACCAUCUUCCUCUCGUGUAGGCCUUUCAAUCACUACUGGCAGGUGUCUCCUGAUCCAGGAAACUCUUGCCAGCCGGCCAUCUCUAAGCCUAUCCUCUGGGUCUCAUUCGUUUUGAAUGUGUCUACCGAUAUCUUCCUCUUCUUCAUACCCGUUCCCAUGCUGUGGAAGUCAAGUUUGCGGCUCUACAAGAAGAUGGCCGCAACAUCUGUGCUUUCUGCUGGUCUUCUCAUCAUCAUUUGCGCGACCCUGAAAAGUAUCUAUGUCAUCGUUGAUCCCGUCAACGGCGGACAGCUGGCAGCCGAAUGGGGUACCAGAGAGACCUUCAUCGCAGUCGUCACGACGAACCUUCCUAUGAUCUUCCCGCUAUUCAAAGUCUGGCUUGCUCCUCUCCUGCCAAGCACUUUCCGCUCUAGUAGCAACAAAGCGUAUAAAACACCAGGAAGCGGAUUCGUAACUAUUGGUGGUGGCGGAGCGUCGAGUCAUGCUAGAAAGACUCCGCGGAAUGGGACCUUGAUCACAGCAAACAUGACCUUCGACAACGAAAGCGAGGAACGGAUUGUCAAGGAAAGUAGCGACAUAAAGAUGCAACAUCUGAACAGUCCAGCUGGCACACAACGACCGCAAGGUGCGAUUGUUGUGUCCAAGCAAGUCUCUGUCACGAGCGAGGAGCUCGGGAACGAACAUAGUGUUCGUUAGGCUUGAACACUAACACAAUUCAUAUCCAACGAACAAGAUUCCGCGAAAUGUAAUCGUGAAUAAGAGAAAAGUCUCGCUGUGGAAAAGUGAGGGUGUCG
Molecule: messenger RNA, 1357 nt
Organism: Macroventuria anomochaeta
Lineage: Eukaryota; Fungi; Ascomycota; Dothideomycetes; Pleosporales; Didymellaceae
Exons: 5
Coding region: 108-1259 (383 amino acids)
Source: RefSeq, a predicted model, not a curated record